Pristis pectinata (smalltooth sawfish) is the source of this 1171-nucleotide messenger RNA. Its product is annotated as melanin-concentrating hormone receptor 1-like. The transcript is spliced from 2 exons. Gene Ontology annotation, biological process: neuropeptide signaling pathway. NCBI's taxonomy places the organism in Eukaryota, Metazoa, Chordata, Chondrichthyes, Rhinopristiformes, Pristidae. The record is from RefSeq and is a predicted model, not a curated record. The coding region runs from base 50 to 1171 and encodes 373 amino acids. Gene Ontology annotation, molecular function: melanin-concentrating hormone receptor activity; neuropeptide binding. Gene Ontology annotation, cellular component: neuron projection; membrane.
CGGGACUUAAGUUCCAACAGGUUCACGUUUCAUUCUGUUCUUCCUGAAAAUGGAAAAGUCGAAAAACUGGCAGGAAAAUUCUUCUCGACUCGUUGCCCUGGAGAAUGGAUCGACAACAAGUCUGAGAAACCAGUCCGGAUCGGAGCAGUUUGCACCAUACACCAAUGUUAUCAUGCCAAGCCUGUUUGGAAUCAUCAGUUUUUUGGGCAUCAUAGGCAACUCCAUGGUAAUCUACACAAUUGUUAGAAAGACCAAGUUCAGGUACAAGCGCACAGUGCCUGACAUAUUUAUCUUCAACCUGUCCUUGGUAGAUCUGUUGUUUCUUCUGGGAAUGCCUUUCCUUAUUCAUCAGCUUGUUGGGAAUGGAACCUGGCAUUUUGGAGCAGUUAUGUGCACCAUCAUUACCAGCUUAGACAGCAACAGCCAGGUCACCAGCACCUACAUAUUGACCGCAAUGACCUUCGAUCGUUACCUGGCCACAGUCCACCCUCUGAAAUCGGCCUACAUGCGCACACCAUCCGUGGCUACCUUGGUGAUCUGCUUGGUUUGGUUGGUGUCCUUCUUAACCAUCAUCCCAGUGUGGCUGUACAGUGGGUUAAUGUUACGUCCUGACGGUAUGGUUGGUUGUGCUUUACUUUUGCCCAACCCAGCCACUGACAUUUAUUGGUUUACACUUUACCAGUUCCUACUGGCUUUUGCCAUCCCUCUAGUUAUCAUCUGUGUGAUUUACUUCAAGAUCCUUCAGCACAUGUCCACAACCGUGGCCCCACUACCACAGAGAAGCAUAAGGUUGAGGACAAGGAAAAUGACCCGGAUGGCAGUGGCCAUUUGUACAACCUUUUUCAUAUGUUGGGGACCUUUCUAUAUCCUUCAGCUGGUUCAUCUAAGGAUUGAGAAGCCAAGCGUCACUUUCUUCUCUGCGUACAACUUUGCUAUAAGCCUGGGCUACGCUAACAGCUGCAUCAACCCUUUUUUGUACUUUGCCUUGAGUGAGACCUUCAAGCGCCAUUUUCUGGUAGCAACACAACCUGCUCACCAGCAAUUCCAAGUGGACAACAGUGAGGCAGAAGGGACCAUGUCCAUCAGGCUGUCUGGCAAACCCUCUCAACGCACCCGCUUCACAGGAGAGCUUUCACAAAAUGGUUUGCCAGUAUCAGUCACAGUUCAGUGA